UCCAUUGGGGAUCAAUUUCGGCAGGACAAUUAUGAAGUUCAAUAGAUGAGCUGAAUUCUUUGGUUGGAUAUACGAAUAGUGUGCUUCCAGGACAUAAUUCUCUCUAAUUUGCUCCAUCGUAUAAAGAGUUUGCUUCAAGGAAUGUCAACCGGGGUUACCUCGCUCUUACGAUGGGUAGUUUAUUAGGAAUACUGAUUUUUGUUGGAAUUUGUCAGAUUUUUCGAUUUACACAUGAAAGCGUUAUUCUUCAUGAAUUAACUACGUUGGAGUUAGAGGAGAAAGUCACAAUACUCUCACCGAACAGUACGGGAAACGACACGUAUCCCACCAAUGUGAAGAUUUCUUGGCUUGUAUCCGGACCAGCGGAUACCCGGAUUGUCGCAACCUUCCGAACCUUCCGAAUUGAACCGAACUUCGAUUUCUUAACAAUUGGUUUUGGUCUUGACGCCGGGGACCCCAAAUCCAUGUUAAGAGCUUUGUCUGGGAGAUCUCUUCCUGAUGACGUCAUUUCAUUGACCAAUCAGAUGUGGCUUCACUUCGUCUCAGAUUCCAGCAUCACAGAUCAAGGGUUCAAGAUCGAUAUAUGGGUGAAAAAUAUUUCAGAUUCUUUGCAGAUGCCGCUGACAUCCAUCGCGGGAGGUUCAUAUGAGGAGGAUGUCAAUUGCCAGCCCGCCAUCUGCCCAGAAAUAUCUCAAGAAAGUGGAAAUGUGUCUCUGUGUAAACGCGUUACACAAGAUUGUCCGCUUAAAUUGAACCCGUUCCUAGAAGCAAACUGCAGUAACUCACAUCUCGAUAAUACACAUAUGAUGUGCUUGGCCACUAAUGGGGGAAGCGCUAAAGAUACAUGGUUCAAACGGAUUGAGUACCUACGUUUAUUCAUGUACCAGGUCAAUAUUAUCCACAGCGGGGCCUUUUCUGUUUUAUCCAACCUGACAUUUUUGGAUAUAUCAAAUAACAACAUCACAACUCUAAGGGAAAAUGCCUUCUCGGGAUUGACCAAGCUUUAUAAGUUAAAUAUUCUCAAUAAUUUAAUCAAGCACAUUGAGAGAGGUGCCUUUGCUGGAUUGUCAUCGUUACAUGAACUUGAGUUGCAGACUAAUUUUAUUACAGACAUCAAUCGUGAGAACCUAGCGGGACUUGGCAAUCUGACUUGGUUGUACCUGCAGAACAACCACCUCACAAACAUCAACGAAAGGGCCUUUUCGCUGUUGACCGAGUUGCGAGUUUUGUAUUUGUCAAACAAUUCCAUCCGAAGCAUAAGAGAGAAUGCAUUUUCGGAACUCCAUCGGCUCGUGUAUUUGGACAUAAGCUACAAUCAGAUUGCAAGGAUAUAUCAUCGUUCAUUCCUUGGUCUUGCCAAUCUUAAAUAUCUUCUUCUUUUAGGUAGUGUCCCCGAGGAGCUUCAUCAAAAUGCUUUCGAUAUCUUUACAUCCCUGGAUGUCGUAAUUACUUCAGACAAUCGAAUUUGCUGCAUCUUCAAGAAAAACAUCAACACGACAUGCAGGAGCAAUACUCCAUCACACCCUCUGGACAAAGGCUGCGAAGCUCUGUUUCCCAAUCAUGCACUUCGUGUAGCCGGCUGGAUCCUCGGACUGUCGGCUCUAAUCGGAAACGCCGCAGUAGUCCUGACCCGCGUUCAGGGGAAGACAAUGCGAACCUCUCCGGUGCAGAAUAGUUUACUGAUCAGCCUUGCGACUGCGGAUGGGCUCAUGGGGAUGUACAUGCUUAUCAUUACGUCAGCAGAUACAUUCUAUGGACGUAGCUUCUUCUUAAGCGCAUCCCGCUGGCGGGAAUCGGGUCUCUGCAAUCUGGCGGGAUUCCUCGGUUUCGUGUCCUGCGAGGCUUCUGUCUUCACCCUAUGCCUCAUCACCGCGGACCGACUGAUGAACAUAACGAACCCCAUCAGGGGGUAUAAGAUCAAGACAAGAGCCUGUCGUCAGGUGAUUAUCGUCGUCUGGUUCUGUUCGAUCAUAACCGGUAUCACCAUUUCAAUAUUGCAGUCUGAAGUGAAGGGAUUCUACGGAUUAUCAAACGUUUGUCUCGGGUUGCCGCUGCAUACCGAACCAGGGAAGGUGACUGUUUCCUCUGAACCUGUAGAGGACGUCUCCGGAGCUAUCAAAGAUAUCAAAACCAAAUUUAAUCCCAAACCAGACCAACCAGUUUGGUGGUUUUCGAUCUUAACAUUCAUUUUUCUUAAUCUACUCGCAUUCAUCUUCAUAACUGUCAGCUACGUCGUCAUGUUCAUUAACAUAAAGCGCAGUUCCCGCGCAACUCGAAACACCGCGCCCAGUCAACGAGAACUGCAAAUAGCGCGGCGGAUGGCGGUUAUCAUAGUCACGGAUUUUUGUUGCUGGAUGCCGGUUAUUAUGAUGGGUAUCCUAACACAAACCGGUGCUAUCCGCCUCCACCCGUCGGUCUAUGCCUGGACUGUCAUCUUCAUUAUACCUAUCAACUCCAGCCUUAACCCUUUUAUUUAUACGUAUAUGUUUUAUUUCGAUGGUAAACCCAGUAACUAUUUCGGAUCAUCGGGUUCGAACAAUCAUGGCGCCCUCAGCGUACGGAAUGACAGGAUUGAAAGAGAACAGAGAAGAGGGAGAAUGACGGAACUUGAUAGAUUAAAAUAGCCCACAAUGCAUUAGCAGUGGACACCCACAGCACAACAUUUACAAAUUCGGCUUAUUAUUAUUAUUAUUAUUAUCAUU
Lytechinus variegatus (green sea urchin) is the source of this 2702-nucleotide messenger RNA. Its product is annotated as G-protein coupled receptor GRL101-like. Gene Ontology annotation, biological process: G protein-coupled receptor signaling pathway. Bases 171 to 2624 code for a protein of 817 amino acids. Gene Ontology annotation, molecular function: G protein-coupled receptor activity; protein binding. Gene Ontology annotation, cellular component: membrane. NCBI's taxonomy places the organism in Eukaryota, Metazoa, Echinodermata, Echinoidea, Temnopleuroida, Toxopneustidae. The record is from RefSeq and is a predicted model, not a curated record. The transcript is spliced from 16 exons.